AUGACUAAUUUGCAUUCGCCAUCUUUUGGUGUUUCGGUAUUAGACAACCCUAAGCCUUGUCUGUUUGUGACCUGCUUUGUUGCCUUGGCUACCUUCGGUAACCUAUGAACCAAUUCUGGCUGUUAGCCACAGUGUCCUUAACCCUGACUAGUUCUCAAGGCUGAACAGUGAGUUGACACAUAUGGGGAAAGAGCUUCCAGAUCAGACAGCUGUGUUCCCACACAGAUCUAAGCUGUGACAUUUAUUUUAUCUUGAAACUGGGCACUCCCAGUUCUGGUGACUGUCUUGCCUCUGGCCAUGGAAUCAGCCAUAAACCAGUCUUAAGACUUGAGUUUUACUGCUGAAGGUAGGUAGGUUUUGAUUCAUGAGAUACCUAAAAGGGGUCCAUAUAUGAAGUUGUUUAGAGUUCCUUGGAGGCAGAGCAGUGUACUAACAAAAUAAAAACACAAUUUCAUGAGGACAAAGUAGGAUGCAUAUGAUGCUCAGUGUCUUCUGAGAUUUGGUCUAGUCUGAAUAUCCUACACAAGGGAAGAUGUUUAGCAGCAGCUUCAUAUGUACUGUACUUUGGGUGAACUUGUUCUGCUAUUUUGAUGCCAGAGAUGUUCCUUGGGUGUCUUCCAGUGUGGUGAAAUGCUCUGAGUGUUGCUGACAAGACAUUUAUGUACAGUGGUCAAGGAGUUUUUCCCUUCUCCUUACCCCUCUUGGCAAAAGAAUGUUUCUCUGAGCUGUGAUUGAAAACAUCGGCUGAUUCUCAUACUACAUUUUAAAAUGUAUGCUUAAAAUAAUUUAAGCGUACAGCUGAAAAUACUCCUGCUCCUUUAAACCAAUUAAAUAGGUUUCUAAAAUGUCUCAAGAUAUUCAGUUUGCUUGUUUUAGAAUGAAGAACUGCUACAUAUAUUAUGUUCUACUCAUUUUUCUUCUUCCCCCCUCAGUUACUUCCAUUAGGUGGUGCAAGAUACAAAUACUAUUUUUCUUUUCUUUUUACUACAGGCUUCUCCAGGGCUUUGACAAGAACAUUAAUCCUAUAUUCUUUUGUAGUUGGUUCAUGCAUCCUUGCAUAUCCCUGUGCUUGUUUCAGAUACAAAAAUCAAAAUAGAAUUUUCAGGAUUUUGUCAUAGGUACAUUACAAGAGUAUUGCAUAAAUCCUUAAAGCAUUCUUAAAUCUCUGCAUUUUUGUUUACCUCGUGUUUACACUCAUUAGGGGAUGUGUCUGAGCCCACAUGUGUGUCCAGCAUUCAUGUGUAUUCGUAAACACGCUAUCAGGCUUGUGAUAUUUUGCUAGAGUUACGAUGUGUGUUCAUUACGAAUAUGUCUUUACCCUUAACCUUAUGUCCGCAAGAAGUUCUCAGACAAAAGGUUUAUUACAUGAAAUGUGACAGAAUAUAAAAAUUCUGCUUCAGACAGCAAAAUUACAAAUUUAAUCAGGCAGCAAAUCCUACAGUACAUAUGCAUCUAGAUCUAAAAAGUGAAAUAAAUCCCUAACUAUUCUCAAAAGCCUACAGAAAGUGAGCAAGGCAAUUUUGCCACAGAACCCACACUAAUAGCAAUGCAAGAAAUGGAAGCAGAAAGGUUUACUUGUCCUGAAGUGAAGCAUGGUGUCAAAUUGGUCCUUGAGAGCAUAGAGUGAAAAGGGGUCCAUGCUGGAGCUUUGAGAACUAACCAACCAUUGAAAAUCCAUGGUUUGUCCUGUUUUGAGCCACUACAUUCCAAUGAAGAGAGGUGGAUGAGCAGUUCUUAUAUUUCCAAUAUUUCUAUUGUUCUAUUGUCUCUUCCUAGAAUUUCCUGCCUAUUUCCCAUUUUGUUUACUCUGCUUAAUUGGACACUGACAGAACAUAACCCUAAUGAGCAAUGACUAAACUAGUUAUCCUUGUUUCCUGUUUUAAAGUUAUCUUACUAUUUGUCUGUGUGGCAACCGUUCUUUCAAAGGUGUUGAUUAGAUUCUACUGGCAAUUACAUGUGCUGAUCUUUACACAAAGCAUCACAAGUGCAGGAUAUCUCCCGAUGCCUUCCAGGACACAUUUGACAUAAGACUGGUACCAGGGUCAAGAAAAGUUCAUAAUGGGGAUCUCUUUUCAUGUUAAGUUAGGCCAGCUCAUGCCAUGAUCUACAGUAAUAAACCACAGAAAAAGUUCAGAUUGGCACAUUGCCCCUGAGAUAGAAAACCAUGAGCCAUGGCCAUCCCUCACUGUAGUCCAUCAACAGCUGAUAUCCAGAGGGAUUGUGCCUGAGUACACACACUGUUAAGUUGUGGGUGAACAUAUCAGACGACACAGUGAUUCUUCAAACAGCUCUUGUUUAUUCACAGGCCAGAACAGAACUGAACUGAAGGGUUCAGCCAGCCUGCUUAUAUAGAGCUCCACUACAACGCAACAGUAACAACUUUCUGUAACUAUCCAAUCACUGAACGUCACUUUCAAUUCCUUAUUUGCAUAUGUGGACCUGAGUGAAAACUAUCUACAGUAUUCCCCCUGCUGGCCCAGGGUGAGAACUACAGUACAUAACACACACAGCACACUCAUCAGGGCCAGCCCAUCUAUGAGUCAAGGCAAAGCGACUGCCUCAGGCAGCAGGAUCCACAUGGGCAGCAAAGCCCGAUGUAGAUCUUUAUUCCCCCUUUGUUCCUGAUAUAGAUUUUCACUCAACCCUUCUUCCUUAGUGGGAAGGGGAGCACCAUUUUGUGGUUCGCCUCAGGUGCCAAAAUGUCUUGGGCCAGCCCUGACAUCUAUCCCUCCUUAGGCAGAGAUUUUGCAGUGCUUUUCAGGCCCUUGGGGAGGUGUCAGGAGUGGGCGCAGGAAGUAAACACAUCCCCUCCCCUCUCCUCUCUCAAGGCCCGAGGGCUCAGGUUUAGGAGCUAAAUGCCAGCCACAGAUUAUGUAUUUUAUUGCUGUCUGUGCAUGUACGCACUGCACUGUGGGAAAGGGAAAUGGUUUCCUUUUACCUGUCCUUCCUCCUGCAACAACCCUAUAGUUGGUCUUUUGUUUUUGUAACUUCACACCACAGAAACCCCACCCUGUAUUCCAACAUAAAAUUGUUUGGGGAGGUGUUGAUGCGUCUCCAGCUGCACUGCGACUUGGGCUGGCAUAGAAUCACAUUUUCUCCUCCGCUCCCAUUUUCUUCUCUUUUUCUGUGCUAUUGCAGGAAAUCUUAACAAGCAACUCCAACUUGAAACAGUGCCAGAGCUUGGCUUCCCCCAAGGCUAGGUUCACUUGUUACAACAAAAUGUUAGUUUUGCCUAUUUGCCAGCUCACACAAGCUGCCUGGACUUUGUUCCCAUUAGUAAUUUAACCUGUGUACUGAGAGCUCAUAAAAUAAUAUUGCUGCAACAACUCCUAGAGUAAGAUAUACCUUUGCCAGAUCUCUGACAUUGUGUCAGUUUAUAGUUCACAUGUUUAGGAGGCAACCCAGACAAUGCCACCCAGCCAUUCCUGCAGAAAGUGCCAGACCUAUUCACCCAAGGUCAGCAGGGAGAGGACCAGAAGGAUGAGUAUGGGGCUGAGGAACUCAUCCAGCUGAGCGCCUAAGGACCACGUCCUAUUCAGACCCACCCUCAUGUGAUGGUGGGGUUGGGGUUGUGUGGAAGCAGUAUGUUUCUGGCAGAAUGCAUACCCUACAUUGUUGUUUUGGGGAGGUGUUGACACUGUUGUGGGCAGUGGAGGCAACCAUGUAGUGUGUCCAGGGCACUUUUGAUGGAGACAUGGUUUCUGUCCUUGGCCAGUCUACCAGAUCGUCCACCAGAUCUGCCACAACAUGGUUGCAGUGCCAGCAAGGAUCCAGGAGCUGACCCUGUCCUCCGCAACUUGA
Podarcis lilfordi (Lilford's wall lizard) is the source of this 3801-nucleotide messenger RNA. NCBI's taxonomy places the organism in Eukaryota, Metazoa, Chordata, Lepidosauria, Squamata, Lacertidae. The record is from the annotation of a GenBank genome assembly.